Molecule: messenger RNA, 744 nt
Organism: Vicia villosa (hairy vetch)
Lineage: Eukaryota; Viridiplantae; Streptophyta; Magnoliopsida; Fabales; Fabaceae
Exons: 2
Coding region: 1-744 (247 amino acids)
Source: RefSeq, a predicted model, not a curated record
AUGGUGUCGGGUCUUGGGAUAAACCAUCACAAGAGCAAGAUUAUUGGUAUUAAUGUUAGUGAUAAAUUUUUGGAUAUAGCUUCUAACUUUUUAUCUUGUAGGAGGGAGGAAAAUCAUUUCACCUUUCUUGGCAUUCCUAUUGGGAAGAAUCCUCGUUGUAUGUCUUCUUGGAAUAAUGUCUUGAACAAAAUUAAGCCUCGCCUUUUAAAUUGGAAGGUGCGUUCUUUAAGCUUUGGUUGUAGAUUGACUCUCCUUAAGCCCGUUCUUUGUAGCCUUUCUAUUUUCAUGCUUUCUUUUUACAAGGCUCCUUUGAAAGUUGUGAAGGAAAUUACGAGGUGGAGGAUUCUUGGAGGGUCUGAAGCCCUUUGGUAUAAAGUGUUGAAAGCGAGGUAUGGUGACAUUAAUCUUCAUGUUAUUACUAAUGGUGGGAAUAGCAAAGGGGCUUCAAAUUCCUUGUGGUGGAAAGAUAUUAUGUCCUUCGAGAAAAUUUACAACGUAGAUAUUUUUGCUAAUAAUUGUUCUUUUAAAAUCGGUAAUGGUUUUACUUCUUCGUUUUGGCAUACAAAUUCGAAGGAGGAUAAGUGUAUUAAGGAGUUAUUCCUGGUUGUCUAUAAUCUCUCCAAUCUUAAGCAUGUAGCGGUCGCGGGGAUGGAUGGUUGGGUGAAUGGUUUGUGGGAGUGGGGGAUUUCGGUAAUGCAGAGGCUAAUAGAUUGGAGGAUGUUUCGGUUGCGGUUCAGCAUCUAA